AUGAAAAAUGGCAUAAUUUUAGAAUAAUACGAGGAUGAAGAUGAAUAUGAGAUUCAAGAGGAGAAGCAAAGAUAGGAGAGAAAGGAAUAUUUACGAAGAAUGCAGCAGAUGAUUUUUGAUGAAACUCAUUACGACAUAGCCUUAUAAUAAAAUACAGAAUCCCAGAUAAUUUAAGAAUAUUUGAUUGAUUUGGAUAAUGAAUUUUAUAUAGAUUAUACUCAUCAAUUGCCUGCCCCGAGUAGUUAGAUAAAACUGAGACCAAUGAAUGAAUUACAGUUAGCAUAUAUUUAUGUUGAUGAUUUCCCAUUUUUAAAGAUGAGAAGAUUGUUGAUGAUAAUUUUUUAGUCGGUCAGAUAUCUAAUGAAAUAUUUAAUAAAUCUCAAAUUUUUUCAAUUGAUACUGAUGGUAAUAAUUAUUUUGAAUUCUCUAUGCUUAGCAUUAGAAGUAGAUUAAUAUGAGAUAAUUUUCAUAAUUUGUUAUUCAGUGGAAGCCAUUUUCAAGAUGUUGGCAUUGGGUUUGUAUUCUAAGAGAGAUUCGUAUUUUCGAGACUUUUGGAAUGUAAUCGAUUUUGUAAUUCUGGUAUUUUAAUACUUGCCUUACUUUGUGAAUAUAUAAUUCAAUUUUAAUGCCUUACGAACAAUAAGAAUCUUAAGAUCUUUGGAUGCAGGUUAAAGUAUUCCAGCUUUGAAAGUAAUAUUGACUUCGUUAUUUUAAUCAGUUUACUAAUUGAAGGAUGCAUUGAUAGUAUUGGUGUUUUCAUAUUCAAUAUUUGCAAUAGUAGCUCUUCUCCUUUUCAGUGGAGGAUUAAAGAGAAGAUGUGUAAAUUUGGAAACAGGAAUCCCUAGAAAUAAUGAAGUGUGUUCAGAAUGUUAAGGAGAAUUCGAAUGUGUUAAAUAGAUAGCUAAUCCUUUUAAUAGUUUGAUUAACUUCGAUACUUUCGGAUGGUCCUUAAUAUAGGUGUUUAUAUGCACUUUACUUGAGAGUUGGUCUCAGAUCUUAGAUUACACAGUAGCAGCAUAUAAUGAAGCAGUUUAUAUCUAUUUCUUUAUGGUAGUGAUGGUAGGAGGAUUCUUUUUGGUUAAUUUGACUUUGGCCAUUAUUAAGCUUAAUUUUUCAAAUAAUCAGAAAUUUGUGAUACCACCAGUAAUUGAGGAGAGUUAUGAUUAUUGGGAAUUGAGAAUAAUGGGAAUAUAUGAGCCAGCUAAAUUGUAGAUAUAAGCAGCUUUGAGAAGGAAAAGUGAUGCCCAAUUUACAUUCAGAGAAAGAUCUUAAAGAACACAAACGAGAAGAAAAUUAAGAAUUACAAAAUAUCCUAGUCAAAUUUAGAAUCUUAGUUUAAAAAUACAUCCUAUUAAAUUUGCUAAUAAUUUCAGUACCCCUUUCGUGAAGCAAGAUAAGAAAUUUAUGGGAAUAUAUGGUAUGGGUAAAAAAUUGUAACCAAUUAUUGGAGGUGUUACUCCUUCAAAGAAUGCAAGAAAUAAACUCAAUUUUAAUUAAGAAUAACCAGGAUAGUCCAUUCUUCAAAGUCCCAUAGAUCAAAAUAUUAGUUUCUCCUAUAAUUUAUCACCUAAUAAUAAAUUAGGUAAUAUGCUAUUUAGUCAAUCGAAUAGGACUCUUUUGAAUAAUCAAACCAAAUAAUUAUCAAGCAAAUCGAUUUUAAAUAAUAAUAAAUCUCCAAAUAAUCGUUCUCGAAUUAUUUCUCCAUAAAAUUAGAGAAAUCACAAUGAAUUAAAUAAUGGAUCUCCAAAAUCUCAAUUCAGUAAAUAAAUAGUAAAAAGAGCAGUAAGACCUUCAAUAUCUGAAUCUGAUUAAAUUCUAGUAAAUGAUCUAAAAAUGAUUGGAUAGCCCCAAUCUAAAAAGACAAUCACAACACCUAAAAAUACUGAAGAGCAACUCUUAGAUUUCCUAUCUUAAGCUCAGAAUAAUAAUAAUAUCCUUACUAAUGAAAAUUAGAGUAAUGGACUUUUAACUCCAAACAAUUAAUUGAAUCUACAGAAUCCAACAUUUAAUAGAGCUAAUCUUCAACAUGGUACCUAUGCACCAAAGACUUCUCACUAAAUUUAAAUGCUGCAAGAUGUUAAACAGCGAUCUUUCAAUGUUAGAAACAAAUAGAUAGAUUAGGUCAAAAAUGAUGUAUCCAUUUUGGAUAAGAGUGAAAAUUCCAUUAUUAAUUCUAUCCCUAGUGAAUAGGUUGACCAAGAACUAAUGGAUUUAGGCAUAUUGGAAAUAAAUAAUAUCAAAAAACAAAAGCCUGAAAUGCAGCAAAAUUCAUCAUUCAAAAUGAACUACAUUCGUAGGAAGAAGCCUCGAUUAACUAGGAAAACCUUGAGAAAAUCUACUUAUUUAAGUAAGACAUUUAAUUCAGCAAAUGAUGAUAGAUUUCAACAAUUAAAAAUCAAAUUAUUUAAAACUAAAUUUUACAAAGAAGUUCCUUAUUUGCCUUAUACUUCAAACUCAGAAUUGGAUGUAUUAGAAGUUCAAUAAAUGAAAAAGAUACAGUAGAAUCUUAAGAACAACGAAGAAAUUAAUAGGAAGCUCAAGAAAUAAGUUAAAUAUGUAUUUUCUAAUUAACAAACCCAGCUAACUAACUUAAAAUCUACUUCCAAACUUCAACCAUCAUCAACUCAAAUUAAAAGUACAAAUGCCAAACGAUCUUAAAAGUAAGUUAAAUUCCAAGAUUAAGAGGAGUAAUAGUAAUAUAAAAAGUUGAUUUUACAUGAUGUAUAAUUAAACUUCUAAGAGGCCUAAUUAUUAAUGAGGAAAGAAGUUUAAGCUGUUGACCUUGAAUAAUAUGGCUAGGUAGAAAUAUAAUAUGAUCUUAAAGAACAAUUGCGAUAUUUGAAUUACGAGCAAAUUACUAUAACUACAAGUACUAAUUAUUCAGAAUAUGUAAAAUUUAUGUCUGAAGCGAGUUCAAAAUUAGAAAUAGUUUAAUAAUCUUCAAUUGAGGAUGUACUUCCAAUGAGUGACUAUGUAGAUGAUUAAACAAUAUCAAUAAUGAAUCAAAUCAUGCUUGCAUUAAAUUAUACUAUCAAUAUUUAUGAAAUCUGGUUGCCAGGAAUAUCAGGUAUUUUUAAAGUAUUUAGAGUUAAAUUACAAAAUCUAAUUUAGAGUGAAUAUUUUAAUCGAUUAAUUAACUUUUGUGUUGCUUGCAAUACAAUCGUAUUAGCCUUAGAUGGUCUAGUUACUAACGAUAAAUUGCUAUCAGAUUUAAAUUUGGCAUUUACAAUAAUAUUUAUUAUUGAACUUGGAUUCAAAUUAAUUGGGUUAGGGGUUAAAGGAUAUGUUUAAGAUAAAUUUAAUCUUUUUGAUGCUUUAAUUGUUGGAAUCAGUUUAUAUGAGGUAAUUAUAAAUCAAGAGAAUGGAGGAAAGUCUGGAUUUAGUGCUUUGAGAUCUUUACGUAUCUUUAGAGCCUUAAGAGUAUUAAGAAUUUCUAAGUUAAUAAGAUCUCUUAAAUUUAUGGGAUUUUUAUUGAAAGUAUUGGGUAACGCGUUUGAAUAAAUACUAUGGAUGUUUAUCUUAAUGCUUUUCUUUUUAUAUACAUUUACUAUUCUAGGAUUUUCAUUAUUUUAGGGAGAGAUUUCAGAUGAAAACUAUAGGUAUACCUUUAAUUCAUUUAUUAUUUCAUUUGAAACAGUGUUUUAAUUAUUCACCAUUUCAAACUGGAGUGAUGUAUUGUAUUCUUUAUUCUUGUCAAAUGCUAACAACAUUGUUGUAUUUUUAUAUUUAGUUUUAUGGAUUGCAAUUGGUAACUAUAUUUUUUUGAACUUAUUUCUGGCAGUGCUAUUAGAUAAUUUUGAGGCAGAGUAUAGAAGAGACAAGAACUAAAUAGACAAUAAUAUUAUCAUUGGCAGAGAUCAGAUUUUUGAAUCUGCAAUAUCUUCUAAACCUUAAGGAAGUAGGAAGUCAAGUAAAUCUUCAUUAUAAGAUGAUGUGGAAGAAUAUUAGAAAUUGUAAACUUAAAGAUUUAUUUACUUUUCAGAGAGAGGAAUUGCAGAGUUUGCCUUGAUGGUAUUAUCUUAGGAAAGUGCAUUUCGAAAGAUGUGUUAUAGAGCAGUAAAAGAUAAGAUAUUUGAUAUUAUUAUUCUGAUUUUAAUUCUUAUAUCAAGUGCUAAACUUAUUCUGGAUACUUAUACUUUAGGCAAUUCUUAUGAUGUCGUAUCAUAUUGGCUAGAUUUUUCUAUGGUUAUUUUAUUUGGCUGUGAGGCUUUGCUAAAGAUAAUAGCAUUUGGAUUUAUUGGAGAUGAUCUCAGUUACUUGCGUAAUUCUUGGAAUGCUCUUGAUUUCAUUAUAUUAAUAGGAUCAAUAGUGGAUAUCAGUGUUGCAGCAAUAGAUUUGAGUUAUUUAAAGAUAUUGAGAUUAUUUAGAACAUUGAGACCUUUGAGGUUUGUUUCUCAUAACAGAUCCAUGAAAAUAAUUGUGUCAGCCUUAUUGCAAUCAGCUGAUGGUAUUUUAAAUGUCGCAAUAGUCAUAAUACUUGUUUGGAUGAUGUUUGCCAUCAUUGGAAUAAAUUUUGCAAAAGGGAAGCUCUAUUAUUGUGAUAUGGGGGAUGGUGCAAUGCAUUAUGUAACUAAGGCAGAAUGUGAAGGAGUGUGGAGAAUAUAUGAUAGUAAUUUUGAGAACAUUUUUUCAGGAAUGCUGACAUUAUUUUGUUUAAGUACAUUGUUGGAUUGGCCAGAUCAAUUAUUGUAUUUUAAAGAUGGAACUGAAAAUGGUUUAGUUAAGGAUAGUUCACCUGAGUUCUUUCUAUUUUUCUUAGCUUUUAUUUUGAUUGGGUCUAUUCUUCUUAACAAUUUAUUUAUCGGAGUUAUUUUGGUUAAUUUUCAUAUUGCAGAAGAAAAGGCCAGAGAUUCCUCACUUACUCAGGAUCAAAUACAAUGGAUUGAUACUCAAAAGUUGAUCAUUGAAGCUAAACCUGAUUUAAGUUUGUAUUAUAUGCCGAAGAAUAGGAUUCAAGCAUUUUUAUUCAGGAUUGUCAAAGCCAGGAAUUUUGACUUGAUCAUCUCCCUAUUCAUUAUAAUAAAUAUUGUUGUAACUGGUAUGUACAUGGAUGAUGGUGAUCUUGAAUAUCUUUAUGUAAUUGAUUAAAUUAACUUUGCCAUAUCAAUUAUCUUUUGUUUCGAAGCAAUAAUAAAGAUUAUUACCUUUGGUCCUUUAGCAUAUUUCAAGGUUAAUUGGAAUUAAUUUGACUUUGUUAUCGUAGUUAUAUCCAUUAUAGAUUUCGCCACAAAUGAGAGUGGAUUAUCUAUAGGGAAAGGAUUUAGAAUCUUAAGAGCUGUAAGAUUAUUGAGAUUGGUCAAAUAAUUUAAGGGUCUUAAGAAACUAAUAGAUACAGCUGUAUUUUCAAUACCUGCAAUCAUUAAUGCAGCUGCUUUAUAUUUUUUGAUCCACUCCAUUUUCUCUGUUUUGGGAGUAUUUUUGUUUUCAGAUAUCAAAGAGGGAAAGAUAAUUUCUGAUACCAACAACUUUUAAGAUUUUCAUCAUUCAUUUAUUUUACUAUUCCUGUCUUAAACUGGAUUAGAUUGGAAUAGAAUCAUGUAUGAUACAAUGAAUAAUGGAUCAUAAUACAAUGCUUUAUUUUGGGUUGUAUUCAUUUUGAUUUAGAAUUUUGUGAUGCUUAAUUUAUUUAUACUCAUUGUGUUAGAUUAAUAUGAUGUUAAUUACUUUCAUGAAGAUAAUCCACUUAAUAGAUUUGAUGAAUAUUAAAAUAAAACACUUGAUGUUUGGACUCGUUUCAGUUAAGAUGGAGCAAUCAUAAACCAGAACAAAUUGACAGAUUUGAUUCUUGCAUUGCCUAAACCGUUGGGUUUAGACAUCGUGAAAUCCACCCAGAAAGGUGUUGAAGAUUGGAAACAUAUCAAUCCUUAACAUACUUAAGAUGAAGUUAGCUAACUUAAAUUUACUAUCCAAGCAGAUUUGAUUAGAAAUGCUUUAUUUAAAAUUAUGGAUAUGCAACUCAAAUGUGAUUCAUUAGGCAAUAUACCUUAUAAUCUUGUUUUAUUUGCUGUAAUGAAAGAGGCUUACUUAGAAAAACUUGAAAUUAACUUAACAGAGGAAGGAGGAAGAAAACUGGUUAUGAAAGAAAUGGAAACUAGAUCAGAAAUUGAAGAGGAAUAUGGAAUGAGUUUAGAUUAAGAUGUUAAUCCUUUGGUUUCUUAUUUGUAUGCUUAAACAUGUUUUAAAGCAAUGUAGAGAUUUGUUGAGAUUUCUAAAAACAAAGUAUAGGAUGAUGGCGUCUCAUUUUUAGCUAAGACUGAUUCGUCGAUUGAUUUUGAAGAAUAUUUGGACAAUGAUUUAUCAAGAGAUGAUUAUGAAAAACCAGACUAUGAAGAAGUGUAUUUUGUUGAAAUUCCUAUGAAUAAUAAGAUUUAUAAUGGGGAAUAAUACAAGGUGUAAAUUGCACAAGAUUAAUCCAGUCAGGAUCAGGAGUCUAAUGAAUAACCAAUUGAUGAUGAAAAUAAUGUAGAAGAAUUGGAAGAAUAUAAAUUAUAAAUAGUUGAUUUUAAUAAGUAUUUAGGAGAUUAAGAUUGA
Molecule: messenger RNA, 6531 nt
Organism: Paramecium tetraurelia
Lineage: Eukaryota; Ciliophora; Oligohymenophorea; Peniculida; Parameciidae
Exons: 7
Biological process (GO): calcium ion import across plasma membrane
Cellular component (GO): voltage-gated calcium channel complex; membrane
Molecular function (GO): high voltage-gated calcium channel activity
Source: RefSeq, a predicted model, not a curated record